Molecule: messenger RNA, 286 nt
Organism: Nematocida parisii ERTm1
Lineage: Eukaryota; Fungi; Microsporidia
Exons: 1
Coding region: 1-252 (83 amino acids)
Biological process (GO): P-body assembly; mRNA splicing, via spliceosome; nuclear-transcribed mRNA catabolic process
Cellular component (GO): spliceosomal tri-snRNP complex; U6 snRNP; P-body
Molecular function (GO): U6 snRNA binding
Source: RefSeq, a predicted model, not a curated record
AUGUAUCCACUCACAGUCAUAAGAAUAGCAAGAGGGCAUGAAGUAAAAAUAGAAAUGAAAAGCGGCAGUGUCUAUACAGGAACACUUCAUAAAUGCGACCUAUGGAUGAAUAUCCACAUGAAAAAUGCAGUAAAAAAUGCAUCAGAAGAAAUAGAAGAGUGCUAUAUUAAAGGUUCAGCAAUAAAGACAGUUCACUGCAAAAAGAAGCAUCUUUCCAUGCAAGAAAUCCUCCAAAAACGAAAAACAAAAUAAACACGUAUAUAAAUUAGACUAACUUAUAAAUAGA